GUUAGGACUACUUAGGUAUUGGGCAUUGGAUUGCAGCGCACUUUUCAGUUUUUCUGCGUUGCACGAUUUUGUCUACUUUCAGUGUUACCCUCUGCCCAUACUUUCAUCUUGAGAAGUAACAAAGGUUGGAGGGAUGAUAGAACCAUCGUCUUCAGGAUGGGAAGUUUUUAAAGAGCCCAAGGGUUUUAUAAAAAUCAUUGAAGUUCUUAUAGCAAUCUUUGCGUUUGCAACGACGUGUGACUUCUCGACCAAUGUCCAGCUAAAGUAUAAAUGUUCGGGUAACGGAUCAUAUGAGAAUUGGAGUGUCAAAUUUACAUACCCUUUCAAUAUUGACUCCAUCGUGCUGCCUCGAUGCAUUGCUAUGGAGAGUAAACAUAUGUAUGGGAAUUUCGCUCCAGCAGCACAGUUUUAUGUGUUUGUUGGUGUCCUGACUAUGAUUUUCUGCGUUGCUAUGGGCAUCUAUUAUGUCUAUUUUCAUGAUCGCUAUUUCACUGACUCACGGUUUAGUAAAUACGAAUUCAUCUUCUCGAUUGUCAUUGUUCUGUUAUGGUUUAUCGCCUCUUGUGCAUGGGCCGAUAAUGUGAACCAGUUUAAAACGUACACGUCAGCAAGUCGGAUCUGCAAUGAAGUGGGACCUAAUGUUCAUUGCGAAGCUGAGGAACAAGCUACCUAUGGGGGACUUAACGUUUCUCUGAUAUUUGGGUUUACCAAUGUUGCUCUAUGGGCAGCUGGUUUAUGGUUCAUAUGGAAAGAAACUCCAUGGUCUGGAAAUAAUUCUCUACUUGGGCCAGAAAAUAUCGCUACUGCUGCCGAUGGGUCUCAAAUGUAGUGCGCACUCCAACAAGUCUCCAUGUACUGUUCUUUCAAGAAUUAGAUCAACUACAUUAUUUUGUGUGAUGAUAAUGAGACAAACUCACUUGUAAAUCACUCAUUUAUCAGUUGUUAUUUCUAUCCAUAUGUUUUCCCAUUUAAAUCGAAGCUAACAAACGAAAUAGUGCAUUUUGUUUGUUUCAUUACUAUAAGAUUACUGCUUCCAUUCAUAAAUUGUUCAUGACUAUGUCGAUAAUUAUGUUACGGCACCAGUGUUUUUGAACUGAACAUUUUCUUAGUUCAAAUUUCAUUUUCUGUCAUAUCAUUUUUCCUAAAUACAUUAUUCAGGUAACAUUGUCCCGCUUUUUUGUCAUGUCUUUAUUUUGUUAAAGGUGAUUAUAGUUUUGUUGUUGUAAUCGCUAAUCAAUCACAUACACCGUUUGUAUAUCAUAAUAAAUCAAACACAAUUCA
This is a messenger RNA of Schistosoma margrebowiei, 1281 nucleotides long. The record is from the annotation of a GenBank genome assembly. Lineage: Eukaryota; Metazoa; Platyhelminthes; Trematoda; Strigeidida; Schistosomatidae.